AUGAGACCCCUUCCCUUGAUGGAGCGCCUUGACAAGGCAACUACAAUCAUUGCCCAGAUCUGCAAUAUCUCUGGUAGCCCAUCGGCAUCUGUUGGAAUUCUCCACCACGACGAGAUGAUAUGGGACCAUGGUUUCGGCUACAGAGAUGUUGCUGCACAGAAGCGACCAACCCCAGACACGAUGUACGGGAUCGGUUCGCUAACAAAGGGAUUGGUGGCUGCAGGUCUAGGACAGCUAUUUGACCGAGAAGCUGCCCUGAGUUGGUUAUCCCCAGUCCAGGAUAUUAUCCCUAGCUUCAAACCGAAGAGUCAGCAGCUUGACGGCUUGCUUGCGGAUAUGUCCGUGGCAUCCCAAGGCGAUAUGGAAUUUCUUCUGGCCCCAAAAGACAUGAUCCCUACUAUCGCUAACCUUGAUUCUGUUGCUCCGUUUCGACGGCAGUGGAUGUAUAAUAAUUGGGGGUACAGCAUGGCCGGUGCGGUUAUUGAGGAACUUUCCAAGCGGCCGUUUUACGACCAUGUCAAGGAUGUGGUUCUCGACCCUCUGAAUCUGUCUAGUACUACCACCAGACCGGUCGUGGGAGAGGACUCGGACUUUGCAGAAGCAUACACGGCUCUCCAUGAUGCAAGUUUCCAUCCGCUCCCGAGGGUGUUCCCGUUCAAAGGGAGCGUUUUUGAAGCCGCUGGAGCCGUGCUCAAAGCCGAGCGCGAUCCACACAACCAAAUUCCCCUCGACAAUCCGUCUCGGGAUUGCCGCUUCUAUGGCAUGGGAUGGAUCGGGACACAACUUCCUGGUGUGGUUGGGCUUCAGGGAGACAAUGCGGACCUUUUCGACUGGGACGAGCUGCCAAUUUUAGGUCAAGACUCGCAGCCCAUGAUGACUUACUAUCAUCAAGGCGCCGGUCUUGGGUACUACUCGGCCAUAUUUACGUUCCCCGAGACGCGGUCCGCUAUUGCCGUGUUGACCAACUCCAUUCCACUCAAUGAUGCUGCUGAUUGGAUCGUCCAAGUCUUGGUAUCGGCGCUCUUCGGGUUCCCUGAAAGGGCUGAUUAUGUUCAUCUUGCUCAAGAAAGUCGCCGCCGCAAAUUGGCCAACGUGGCUGCGAUGAAAGACGAGUUUGACAGAAUCAGAGAGGAUCAUCCGGGUUCUUCAAUGCCGUACAAAGUUUUUUUUAUCAAAGUCCGAGAACAGGGACAAUGCUCCAACUGUUUGGAAAUUUCCUUCCAAGGAAUGGACACCCAGGUCUACAAGCUGCGUCAUCUCACAACGGACGUCUUUGAGUGGGCAAUGGAAUACGACGAGUCCGCUCGGAGAGCAAGGUUUACGAUCUGGGACCCCAAGUACUUCGAAAUUGACUUCCAAUUUGAGGGUGGUGACAAAGCUGUCUCGUUGAGAUGGGCCAAAUGGACAGACCUUAGCCCGGAAGGAAUACCGAUGAAUAGGCAGGUCGAGGAUGUCACUAAGUUCACGUCAGACACUGGGACGAAUAACGACUUAGAGCUAUAG
Molecule: messenger RNA, 1503 nt
Organism: Emericellopsis atlantica
Lineage: Eukaryota; Fungi; Ascomycota; Sordariomycetes; Hypocreales; Bionectriaceae
Product: penicillin-binding protein
Exons: 5
Coding region: 1-1503 (500 amino acids)
Source: RefSeq, a predicted model, not a curated record